Messenger RNA from Callorhinchus milii (elephant shark), 2320 nucleotides. It is a transcript of the gene setd3, whose product is annotated as SET domain containing 3, actin histidine methyltransferase. The coding region runs from base 162 to 1958 and encodes 598 amino acids. NCBI's taxonomy places the organism in Eukaryota, Metazoa, Chordata, Chondrichthyes, Chimaeriformes, Callorhinchidae. Gene Ontology annotation, biological process: positive regulation of transcription by RNA polymerase II; actin modification; peptidyl-lysine dimethylation. The transcript is spliced from 13 exons. Gene Ontology annotation, molecular function: protein binding; histone H3K4 methyltransferase activity; histone H3K36 methyltransferase activity. The record is from RefSeq and is a predicted model, not a curated record.
AGUUAGGUUGAGAGAGAUCCCGGGCUUCUUUCCCCGUGACUGACUGCCCGGUUACACACAGUAACUGUACACACAUAUACAUAUAUAUAUAAUAACCGCCAUCAUCAUCAUCCCUUUUACUGUGUGAACCUUCCCCGGGAAGCUGCGGCCUCAGUAAAGCGAUGGGUAAAAAGAGCAGAGUGAAAACACAGAAAUCGGGAGGUGGAGCAACAUCAGCCAUUUCUACAAAGGAAAUAAUGAAUCUGAUAACCGAGCUGCUUCAGAAAUGCAGUAACCCAUCAACAGCACCAGGAAAAGAAUGGGAAGAAUAUGUACAGAUCCGAGGUCUGGUAGAGAAAAUACGUAAAAAGCAAAAAGGAUUAUCAGUGGUCUUUGAUGGGAACCGAGAAGACCACUUUGCUGAAUUAAUGGAGUGGGGAGCUGACUGUGGAGCCUCGACCGAAGGGUUUGAAGUCACUUAUUUCUCUGAAGAGGGAUAUGGGUUAAAGGCAACGAAAGACAUCAAGGCAGAAGAACUCUUUCUCUGGAUCCCCCGAAAAAUGCUGAUGACUGUUGAAUCUGCUAAAAAUUCUAUACUUGGUCUCAUCUAUGCUCAAGACCGGAUUCUGCAAGCUAUGGGCAACAUUACCCUUGCUUUCCAUCUGCUGUGUGAACGUUCCACUCCCAAUUCUUUCUGGCUCCCUUACAUUAAGACGUUACCUGCUGAGUACCACACCCCCUUGUAUUUUGAAGAGGAAGAGGUGCAUUACCUUCAAUCGACCCAAGCUAUCCACGAUGUCUUCAGCCAAUACAAAAACACUGCUCGCCAGUACGCUUACUUCUACAAGCUUAUCCAGACCCAUCCGAAUGCCAGCAAACUGCCCUUGAAAGAAUCCUUCACUUUUGACGACUACAGGUGGGCUGUCUCCUCUGUCAUGACCCGUCAGAACCAGAUCCCAACUGAAGACGGUUCCCGAGUGACUCUGGCUCUUAUACCUCUGUGGGAUAUGUGUAACCACACCAAUGGCUUGAUCACCACCGGAUACAACCUGGAGGAUGACCGGUGCGAAUGUGUUGCUUUACAGGACUACAAAGAGGGGGAUCAGAUCUACAUUUUCUACGGGACACGCUCCAACGCUGAAUUUGUGAUCCACAACGGUUUUUUCUUCAAUAAUAACUCGCACGACAGAGUGAAGAUAAAGCUGGGCGUCAGUAAGAGUGACCGACUGUACGCAAUGAAAGCAGAAGUCCUAGCUCGGGCCGGCAUACCAACGUCCAGUGUAUUUGCUCUGCACUGUAGCGAGCCUCCGAUCUCAGCCCAGCUGUUGGCUUUCCUGCGGGUCUUCUGCAUGACUGAAGAUGAACUGAAAGAACACCUUGUGGGCGAGCAUGCCAUUGAUAAGAUUUUUACCCUGGGAAACUCUGAAUUCCCUGUGAGCUGGGAUAAUGAAAUCAAACUGUGGACCUUUCUUGAAACUAGAGCUGCACUCCUGUUAAAAAGCUAUAAAACUACUUCUGAGGAUGACACGUCACUGCUGGAGAAGCCUGAGCUUUUGUAUCACACCCGGAUGGCCAUCCAGCUGCGCUCGGCAGAGAGGGAGAUUCUGGAGAAAGGGGUGAAAAGCGCCGGUACAAAGCAAGAGCACUUUACAACGCUGCAGAACAAGGACGCACCCCUGCCCAAAUACGAAGAGAGCAACAUCGCCAUGCUGGAGAAUAGCGUGGCGGACUCCAAACUCCCCGUGGUGCUGAGGGAUCUAAAUGGCAACGAGGAUGGUGAGCAGGAGUUGAAGUUGGCAGAGACUUUGGGCGAGGCCAUUGUGGCAGGAGGAGGUGUUGUGAACGGAGACAGCUCUUUGCCCAACGGCACCGAGCCAAAAAGCUACGAGACCUCAAACCAAAAGACUGGAGACGCCAAAGAGAGUUUAUCAGAAAAGAGCGAAACAACUGAAACCAUUGAAUUUAAAGAACAAUCAUGAAAGACGAUAUAAAAAGAAAGCGAGGUUUUGCUGUCACAAACCAGUGUAAAAUGCGGAAUGGAACCAUGUGAACCAUUUACCCUCACUGAAAGUGGAGCACAUUUUGAUCAUGUCCUUUAAAGACAGACAGAGAGAGAGACAUGACAAGGUGACAUUCAAAUGGUAUUUUAGGUCACAAGACCAGUCUUUCCAGUUUAAAAAAAGUAAGUUUAUUUAAAAAGAAGUGGUCUUAAACUAGAUUAAUGCUGAUGUUUGCCUUGUCUGAGUUCCUGUCAGUGUUAGCUACAGAAAUUGAAAAGGAUGCGAAUCAGUUUCAGCAACUAACUUUUUGGGGGGUUUUAUUAUUUUAUUUCUUUAAAAAA